AUGGCUGAAAAGCUGACCAUGGUUGAAAGGACCUUCUGGGGCCGCUUUGCGAAUCCCUGGGAUACGUGGAAGGAUACUCGAUUGCAUGCAGCGUUUGUUCUUGGUUUCAAUUCCGGCGAUCCGGAUUACUCCCCUUCGCCCUCUGACCCACGUCUGCCUAUGGAUCUCCCCAUUCGCAAGCCGAAAUUUGGUCCAGUUCUGCCUAACGCAUCCACAGCCGGAAUUCGUCUUACCUGGCUUGGGCAUGCCUCUGUUCUCGUGUACAUCGAUGGUGUCAACGUCUUGUGCGACCCCGUGUUCAGCGAACGUUGCUCCGCUUCACAGUACUUUGGACCACGUCGCUAUCGACCUCCGCCGUGUCAAGUUAAGGACUUGCCUCAAGUGGAUGCGAUCGUGAUCUCCCACAACCAUUACGACCACAUGGACUAUGCCAGCAUCCACUCCCUUGGUGAGCGUUUUCCCAAGGCCUACUGGUUUGUGCCAUCUGGUUGUCGGGAUUUCAUUCUGAGCUCAGUGAACGAGGCCAGUGGGGACCAUGUGCGUGAAUUUCUGUGGUGGGAAGAGCAACCAAUCGGAGACACGGGUGUCAAGGUCAUCUUUACGCCCACUCAGCAUUGGUCAGCUCGGAAUCUCGUGUUUGAUAGCUUUAGUACGCUGUGGGGAAGUUGGGCGUUGAUUGGAGCUAGGCAUCGUUUCUGGUUUGGCGGUGACACUGGUUACUGCAAAGUAUUUAAAGAAAUCGGUGCUCAUCUCGGGCCGUUUGAUGUCGCAGCCAUUCCAAUCGGCGCCUACAAACCCCGGUCCGUUUUGAAGACCCAACACGUGGACCCCGUCGAAGCUGUUCAAAUUCACAAGGACAUCAAAGCCAAGUACUCGGUUGGCGUCCACUGGGGAACAUUUCCUCUAUCUCACGAGUCAUAUAUGGCUCCAAAACUUGAUCUGUUGAAGGCAGUUAAAGCCGCCGGUUUGUCGCCAUCGGAUUUUCGAACUCUGGAUCACGGGCGUUCUCUAUGUUUUUACCGGGAGUCAGAUGAAACCGUCUUUGAAGAAUGA
Molecule: messenger RNA, 1053 nt
Organism: Mesocestoides corti
Lineage: Eukaryota; Metazoa; Platyhelminthes; Cestoda; Cyclophyllidea; Mesocestoididae
Source: the annotation of a GenBank genome assembly